ACAAGUCUCAGACCCCACAUAACAAGUGCGUGACUUGAAGAAGCUUUACACAAAAAAGCGCUCCCUAUAGUCACGCCAUCCUGCACUUGUUUUCUGGCGUGGACAACCAAACCAACGUUUACUUACAAAACUCACUCUUUUUUCUUCUUCCAAGUCUCAAUUCUUCUUCAACUUGUUUCACAAAUUAGUUUACUCCUUCCUUCCACUCCAGAACCUCCAAGUUGAAUUCAAGAUGGAUGAUGAUUAAUAAUUAAACUGUUGUUGACUCCAACCACAGUUUCAAUUUGCAUCAAGAAAUGUUUCAUCACCAAACAAAGCUUGCUAUUCUCCUCACAAUCUUCAUCUUCUGCUCAGCAAAAUCCCAAAGCAACAACCAAAACUGCAACCGCAGGUGUGGAGAAUCUUCCCUUCACUACCCUUUCGGCUUCUCCGAUGGCUGUGAAGUCAAGCUAAACUGCACUGAAAACAGAGUCAAGAUCAGCGAGUUGCAGGUCCAGAACGUAACCUCCGAUAGCAUAUUCAUCACCCUGCCGGCAAAAUGCAACCGGAGCAUGAGUUUCAUUGAUCCACUUUUCAGCAACAAUUUCGCUCCAACAUGGAACAACAGCUUCCUGGUGCAGACUUGUGUGGACAAACUCGGUGGCUGCGUUAUUCCGACCUCGAGUUUCAUUGGAGGGAAGGUGGAGGUGGAAGGGUGUGAGGGAAAGAGUGAUGAUAUCGGUUGCUUCACGCAGUUGCAGCGUGAGCGUCGGCGUGAGCGUGAGGAUGUUAUCAGGAUUGAGGAAUGGAAGGGGAUUCAGUGCAGGUUCUUGUUUUCUGCUAUUGCUGUUGGUAGUAAGAGUGAGGUGAAAGAGAUUUCACUUCAAUUUCAGGUGGUUGAGUUGGGGUGGUGGCUUGAUGGGGCUUGUAAUUGCUCCGGUAACGCAACCUGUACCGAGGUCCAUCUUGCAGGACAUAAACGAGGUUUCCGGUGCCGGUGUCGCGAAGGCUUCGUCGGAGAUGGGUUCACUAACGGAACUGGCUGCCGGAGAUUAGUUUCUCAAUGCAAUGCUUCAACGCUGGGGUCUGGUGGAUGUGGAAAAGCAAUCAGAGUUGGUGUCCUUGUUGGAGGGAUCACCGUUGGAGCAUCCGUGGUGGCUGCUCUGUCCCUUCUAUGUUACUUUUCCAGACGCCGUUCCUCAUGGCUGACAAAACAAUUGACGGUCAAGCGCCUGUUAAGAGAAGCUGCGGGGAGCUCUAUUGUUCCUCUGUACCCCUACAAAGAAAUAGAAAGAGCCACAAAUUUUUUCUCUGAGAAACAUAGGCUCGGAACUGGGGCUUAUGGAACAGUGUAUGCAGGAAACCUUCACAAUGAUGAGUGGGUGGCUAUAAAAAAGAUCAAGUAUAGAGACACCAACAGUGUUGACCAAAUCAUGAAUGAGAUCAAGCUCCUUUCUUCAGUGAGUCACCCGAAUUUAGUACGCCUCCUAGGUUGCUGCAUAGAAAAGGGAGAGCAUAUUCUUGUUUAUGAGUACAUGCCCAACGGAACGCUAUCUCAACAUUUGCAGAGAGAAAGGGGUGGGGUACUUCCAUGGACAGUAAGACUCACCAUUGCUACUGAAACAGCUAAUGCUAUAGCAUAUCUCCAUUCUGCAAAUGAUACUCCAAUUUAUCACAGAGACAUAAAAUCAAGUAAUAUUCUCUUGGACUUCAACUUUCAAUCAAAAGUAGCAGAUUUUGGGCUUUCAAGGCUUGGCAUGACAGAAACAUCACAUAUCUCAACUUGCCCACAAGGGACUCCGGGCUAUGUAGAUCCGCAAUACCACCAGAACUUUCACCUUUCUGAUAAAAGUGAUGUCUACAGUUUUGGAGUAGUUUUGAUAGAGAUAAUCACAGCCAUGAAAGUGGUUGAUUUUUCUAGACCUCCGAGUGAGAUCAAUUUGGCUGCACUUGCUGUUGAUAGGAUUAGGAGGGGCUGUGUAGAUGACCUCAUAGAUCCUUUCCUUGAACCACAUAGGGAUGCUUGGACCCUCUAUUCUAUCCACAAGGUGGCUGAGCUAGCGUUUAGAUGUCUUGCUUUUCAUAGUGACAUGAGGCCUACUAUGAUUGAAGUAGCGGAGGAGCUAGAACACAUCAGACGAAGCGGGUGGGCAACUAUGGAGGAAACUAUAUGCACAGCCUCGUCGGUCGGUUCUGCGUGUUCAUCACCUCGUAAUGGAACCGAGAAUUUACCAAGUGGAAAUUGUUUUGAGAUAGAAGGACAUAAGAGUGAGAUAUUGAUUGUUCCACAGAUGACUGAUAAUUUUUUGCAAUCAAUGAAAGAGGUAAAGGACAGCUCCCCUGUAUCUGUGCCUGAUACUUGGUCAAGUGGACCGAGCUCACCAUCAACAAACAGCUUGUUAGGAAACUUAGUUCGGUGACAUAGAUAUAGCGUGUUUGGAAAUCCUUUUAGAAUUGAUUCUACAGCCAAAAUUAAUUGUGGGAAGAAGCUAAUGUAAAUAGCUUCUCAGUGUCAGAAUUGAUUCUGAGAUAAAAUAAGCUGAUCUAAACAUGGUAAUAGUUGUUUUGAGUGGAAAUAAUGUGAGUAACAAAGGCCUGCAACAGUUUCCUUUUA
Lotus japonicus is the source of this 2593-nucleotide messenger RNA. Its product is annotated as wall-associated receptor kinase-like 14. NCBI's taxonomy places the organism in Eukaryota, Viridiplantae, Streptophyta, Magnoliopsida, Fabales, Fabaceae. Gene Ontology annotation, biological process: protein phosphorylation. The record is from RefSeq and is a predicted model, not a curated record. Bases 297 to 2399 code for a protein of 700 amino acids. Gene Ontology annotation, molecular function: ATP binding; protein kinase activity. The transcript is spliced from 4 exons.